Hypoxylon fragiforme is the source of this 2807-nucleotide messenger RNA. RefSeq lists its product as uncharacterized. Gene Ontology annotation, molecular function: protein binding. The transcript has a single exon. Lineage: Eukaryota; Fungi; Ascomycota; Sordariomycetes; Xylariales; Hypoxylaceae. The coding region runs from base 448 to 2679 and encodes 743 amino acids. The record is from RefSeq and is a predicted model, not a curated record.
UGUCCAAACUUGUUCUGCAGAUCAUUCUACAGCGUAGGCCUACUCUUGAGUGUCCAGAGUCGGAUGUGCUUCACGUCAACAACGACAUCAGGGUGACUGUUUCGAGGACGACACCAGUUAGGCGGCUACCAGUGGCCCAUCGAGUGGACUUAAUUAUUUUCGAUCUUUGCUUUCUAUCGCCAUUGGCCUACUGGAGGAAUCGCUAUCUGGCUUCAAUAGCAUAGCUUACUAUCAUUAACCGACAAUACGAACAGCUUGCUGCGCCCCAACUUAUCACGACACGAUAUCGACAAUUGGUUCUAACAUCGUCAACUUCGCUUCAUCUUCUUUUGGUAUUUGACCAUGAUCUUCUGAUAGGAGCCAAUAAUCCGUAGGCCGUUCCACCAGCUCUCGUUGUUCACAGCAUCCGGAGUCACUUGGGAAAGACGGGUUUGUCUUAAUUAUAACAUGUCGGUCCCUGAACCACCAGUGUCUUUAACAGGCGCUUGCAGCGCUAUUUUCAACAAUACCCUCUAUUCCUUCUCUGCCGGGGGAUUCGAAUCGAUAGCCUUGGAGGACGGAGCCCAAUGGAAAAAACUACCAGAAGGCCACUCGGUUGACGGCGGUGUUUGUGUCGGGUCAACACCAAAAGAUGACGCGGCAGCCGGCUUUUUCGUAGUCGGUGGAAAGUCAGCCAGCUCAUCUGAUUAUACUGGCCUUCAAAAGUAUACAUAUUCUACUGGAAAAUGGGAAACGAUAACUCCGCAGGUAACCGUGGCGCAAGACCGGCAAUAUCACAGUGCAACGUACAUUAAUAGCAGUGAUACGAUUUUGAUGUACUCAGGAUCCACAGAUGGCCAACCGAAUUUAUCAUCUCAGACUUUCGCAAUUAUGGCGUCUGAGCCACACUCGGUGUUGGCUUUCCAGUCCGGUAACUCACCCCCAGCAGUGGCACCGAUCCUUCUCCCAUGGUCAGAGACUCAAGCAGCCAUGAUCGGCGGUAACCCAACUAACACGAAGGUGAUGCUAUUCGAUACAACUAAUGGCUGGGGUGAAUCUGGGGUAACUCUGGCUGAACCACUGCAAAAGAGUACGACGAUAGUAAAGGGCGCUUUAAUAAACGGCAUUGACGGUAGCAAGCAUCUUUACACAUUCGACCUCAGUGCUUCGCCAAAUACCGUCAAUAGAACGAUGCUACUAUUGGCUAAUGGAGCCCCCUUAGUAAACGCUGUACCGGCCACGACAACCGCGCCAGCUAAGAGAGCAGUGGAAGGAAGAAAUAGUCCUGAGAAGCGUGAUCUCACAGCUGACAGCUGGCCGAACUAUAACUCGACUGGCGCACCGCAAAGCACGCGCGAGGGCUAUUCCCUGGCUACCGAUUCAAAUGGCUUAGUGGUUAUAACAGGUGGCAAUGAUGAGGAGCCAUUGGUUAUGUUUAAUGCGAAAGAGAACGGUUGGAAGGACGCAGAAUCUGUAUUCGGCCAACAAGUCUUUUCUAUUCAAUCUGUCCCAUCAUCGACAUCUGGAUUAUCAUCAUCAUCGCCUUCGCCGACGCCGACAUCAACAUCAGCACUAAGUUCUUCUGCCGUCUCAUCAGUUACUAGCACAACCCAGGCCCCUUCUGUCGCCCCCACAGUCGCUUCCAAGGCAUCCGACGACUCCGAUGCUUCAGGCAGUGAUCUACCCCCGACUACUCUUCUCGGCGUAGUAUUGGGGACUAUAUUUGGUUUUGCCAUUCUCUUAAUGUGCCUUCUGUUCUGGAUCAAGCAUAUGCGGAAGCGACAGAACCAUGUCGAGGCUGGACAGGCCCGAAGAGACAGUGGAGUACCUGAUGAGAAGGAUUUGUACAAGCCGGAAAUGGCGAAGACCUCGGCUGGUCACUUCCGUGGACACGCUCAACAGGAAUCGGCAGGUUCUUUCUCCUCUAUGGCUAUUUUGAUGGGCAAGGUUCAAAAACCCGCAGUACAACGCAAAACUAGCAGCGAGUCGAAACGUAGCUCUGUCAGUGAAAUUUUCAACAAACAAUUCAAGAGUAGUAUUGGCCGGCCGCAGCCCCAGGAGCCUGAUGUUCUUGCACAAGAGGAGAAGGGCAUUUCUUUCGCAAGAAACGCGAACGAACCCAAAUCCCAUUCUAGGCUAGAAGUAGCCCAAGAUGGAACAACGAGAAGGAGUUCCGGUUGGAAUCGGUACUGGUCUGGUGGUAGCGCACUUUCUAUCUUCGGGUUCGGAAAUAGCGGUAAUGCCUCACGCCGUGAAACCGGUGCCACGGAGCCAAGCUCCGUAUAUACCAACAAAAAUCGUUUAACUCAGGAUUCGGCUACGGUGCCUGCCUUACGAGUUGAGGGCCGACCAGAAUUGAACCGCGUUCACUCGGCUAGCCCGACAGUCGCACACAACCCCAAAGUAGGAGAAGAAAUGUGGGCUCAGAUUGAGCGACCUGUCUCUGUCGCCUCGUCCUCUGGCUAUUCCAGCGGCAUUCCAGCCAGUGUUCAUGAAGACUGGGACCCGGCGAUGGUAAAAUCGAACCCAGCGCGGGCUGCCAGCAGUGUUUACAGCCAGACCUUUUUCCAAACAGCCUCUGGGCCAGCUCGCAUCAGCAUACCUCCCAUCGAUUUCCAUACACAACCUCCGCCAGGUGUGGGUUCCACCUCAAACGACCUGAGCUGGUUGAAUCUAAAUGAAAACAAGCCAGCUAGUUGAGCAUCAAGAACCCAUUGCCUUUAGUAUUCUAUUCCCUUUUGGCGUUCAUACCCUUAAUGAUCCUGUUACGAGACCAUUCAUGACCUUCGCUUAUACCCAUUCUUACGGAGCGAAAAAAAAAGUUCUGC